Saxophila tyrrhenica is the source of this 1485-nucleotide messenger RNA. RefSeq lists its product as uncharacterized. Bases 1 to 1485 code for a protein of 494 amino acids. The transcript is spliced from 3 exons. NCBI's taxonomy places the organism in Eukaryota, Fungi, Ascomycota, Dothideomycetes, Mycosphaerellales, Extremaceae. Gene Ontology annotation, molecular function: oxidoreductase activity. The record is from RefSeq and is a predicted model, not a curated record.
AUGGCUUCAGACGGGAAGAUCACAGUGUCCGAGGUGGCCAAACACGCCACACCGGACGACUGCUGGAUAGUAGUCAAUGGCAAGGUCUAUGAUCUGACCAACUUCGCCCCUGAGCAUCCAGGCGGUGCAUCAAUCGUCUACCAAUACGCUGGCAAAGACGGCACAAAAACAUACAACAUGUACCACUCCGCCGACCUCAUCGAGCAAAACCUCUCCGACUCGGACAAAAAAGGGCCUCUUGAUGAAUCCACCAUCACGCAAACCUGGCUCGACGCGCAAAAAGAAGAGGAGCAAGUCGAAGCCGACCCCAACGAGAAACCGCCUCUCUCCACCCUCAUCAACCUCGAAGACUUCGAGCUCGCCUUCGAAAAGUCCGGCGCGAAGAAAGCCUGGGCCUACAUCCACGGCGCCUCCAACGACCUGCACUCCCUCAACGCUAACAAGUCCGCCUGGGGCAAACUCUGGUUCCGCCCACGCAUCAUGCGCAAAGUCCGCGACAUCAACACCAAAAUGUCCAUGUUCGGCCAACCUUCCGCGAUGCCCGUCUGGAUCUGCCCCAUGGGCAUCGCCAAAACCGCCGGGGAAGAAGGCGAGCGCGCUCUCGGCGGCGGCGCAGCGAAAGGCGGCAUAAUCCACUGCAUGUCGACCUCCUCGUCCAUGCCGCCGGAGGAUAUCGUAACGGCCGCGCCAAAAACGUACCCUUUCUUCUUCCAACUCUACGUCGACCGCACGCGCGAGAAGACUGAAGCUCUGCUCGCUCGUCUCAACCAGCUGGACCAAGUGAAAGCCCUCUUCGUCACUGUCGACCUCCCCGUCGUCAGCAAACGCGAAGCCGACGAGCGCAUCCGCCAGCCGACGCUCAAAAUGAGCAAUUACUUCGGCGACGCGAAUAAAUCCUCCGUCGACAAGAUCGGUGGCGGUCUGGCACGAACUACUGGAAACUUCAUCGACAAUACGCUGAACUGGGAGGACCUGGCGUGGUUGCGGAAACACACGCAUUUGCCUAUUGUGGUGAAGGGGAUCCAGAGCGCCGAGGACGCGAAGAUUGCGAUGCAGAUGGGUUGUGCGGGGAUUGUGAUUUCGAACCAUGGGGGCAGGGCGUUGGAUAAUGCGCCGAGUACGUUGAUGGUUUUGAUGGAGUUGAGGAGGGAUUGUCCCGAGAUCUUUGACAAGAUGGAGGUACAUAUUGAUGGUGGCGUGAGGAGGGGAAGUGAUGUGCUGAAAGCUAUCUUGCUGGGCGCGAGAGGAGUUGGGGUGGGAAGGCCGUUCCAGUGUGCGGUGGCGUAUGGGACUGAAGGGGUGGAACACGCUUGUGAGCUGCUGCAAGAUGAGGUCGAAACAGCGAUGCGCCUCUGCGGCGUCACGGACCUGGAGAAGGCGAGGGGCGAUAUGUCGUACCUCAACUGCGCGGAGCUGGAGCCGAUGUUGCCGCCGCGGCCGAGUACGGGGUCGUGGUUGUUCGGACGGUUGAGGGCGAGACUGUGA